Paramuricea clavata is the source of this 453-nucleotide messenger RNA. The record is from the annotation of a GenBank genome assembly. NCBI's taxonomy places the organism in Eukaryota, Metazoa, Cnidaria, Anthozoa, Malacalcyonacea, Plexauridae.
CGACUGCUAGAAUUAGCUUUAACCGCCAAGGAAGAACGCGAGGAAAGCGUGAUGAAACUUCAGCAUAAAUUUGGGCUAAAAUUGAGCGAGAAGUAUAAGAAAGUACAAGAUUUGAUGAAAAAGGUUAAACAACUAGAGGGAAAGCUCUACGUUACGAAUGACACGUCGCUGGAAAAAACAUCGACCGAAGAGACAAGCACUGAAGAUACUAUAGUUACUGAGAUGUCGGUGAAUGAACUUAGAAAUAAGUUUGAGCCGGAAAUAUUACAGAAAAAUCUGGAACUUCAACAAAAGUCAUUAGAAAUUGAAACCCUUGAGAAUUCAAGCGGCGGUCACUGUGACAAAGAGCAUGUAGAGAUGACCAAGCGUAUUGAGAAGUUGCAAGAAGAAUUAUACCAAAGAAACGAGCAAUUACAUGAAAAGAUCAGCGAAACUGGCUUCCAGCUCCUGUAG